CAACCUCAACACACUCACAGCCCACCAUGCCACCCCGAAAAAGAAGUGCACCCACCGCCGACGCUUCAGAAGAAGCUGCGCCCAAGCGGAGAUCUCUUCGACAAGCUGCUAAAGGAAAUCCCGAGCCUGAAGCGCCUCCCCCAGCUAAAACAAGCCCGCCAAAGAAGGUUACCAAGGCGACCAAUGUGAAGAAACAAGAGAAGCCCAAAGCGCCAGCAAAAACUGAAGAGCCCGAAGCGCCAAAAGUCAAGAAGACGGCCAAGAAACAGGAGCCUGCUCAGUCCAGCUCUCGUGGCGUCUCCGAAGACCCAGAUAUCGACUCAAUCCCGACGAUCAAUCCUGAUGCCCCGAAGCACGAUGGCCAGUGGUACUGGCUAAUGAAAGCCGAGCCCGAGACUCGUAUUGAGAACGGUGUUGAUGUCAAGUUUUCUAUCGAUGACUUGAAGGCAAAGACAGAGCCUGAAGGAUGGGAUGGCAUUCGAGCAUACGCAGCUCGGAAUAACAUGAGAAACAUGAACGCCGGCGAUCUCGCCUUCUUCUACGCCAGUAACUGCAAAGAACCCGGCAUCGUCGGCAUAAUGGAAAUCGUCAAAGAAUUCUCUGAAGACAGAUCUGCUCGCCGACCAGGCGCACCAUACUACGAUCCCAAGUCUACGAAGGAGAAACCCAUCUGGGACCUGGUCCACGUCGAGUUCAGAAAGAAGUUUGCGGUGCCGAUUGGUCUGAAGGAACUUCGUGAGCUGGGCAAACCUGGUGGUCCCUUGGAGAUGAUGCAGUUGCUUAAGCAGUCGAGAUUGAGCGUGAGCAAAGUUAGUGGUGAGGAGUGGAGGUUUCUGUGUGAGCUUGCGGAUAAGAAGGCGAAGGAUGCUGGAUUGAAGCAUGAUGAGGGUGAGAAGUGAUGCUGUUCUGGGGGAUGAGAUGAUACUGCUAGCAGGCGAGGGAACGCGGCUUGAAAGAAGUGUGUUUGAGCUGUGUGAUUAUUGACGAAUACUUCAUGUACACUACAAUGUUAGCAAUAGAGACGUGUGAUAAUGCAGAAUCCUUGUCUCGCACUCACUGGAAAACUGCCAAAGUGAGCACGAACGCUAGGGUCUCUGCCUAACGGAA
This is a messenger RNA of Fusarium verticillioides 7600, 1107 nucleotides long. RefSeq lists its product as hypothetical. The record is from RefSeq and is a predicted model, not a curated record. The coding region runs from base 27 to 899 and encodes 290 amino acids. Gene Ontology annotation, cellular component: nucleus. Lineage: Eukaryota; Fungi; Ascomycota; Sordariomycetes; Hypocreales; Nectriaceae. The transcript has 4 exons.